Messenger RNA from Pundamilia nyererei, 4584 nucleotides. Its product is annotated as NACHT, LRR and PYD domains-containing protein 12-like. Bases 230 to 4132 code for a protein of 1300 amino acids. The record is from RefSeq and is a predicted model, not a curated record. The transcript is spliced from 13 exons. Gene Ontology annotation, molecular function: protein binding. Lineage: Eukaryota; Metazoa; Chordata; Actinopteri; Cichliformes; Cichlidae.
UCCUGCUUUCUUCCUGUUUGUGUUCACACUGAAAAAUUAAGCCUGUUAAAGUCCUGAUGUGCUUUGAGACGUCAGGACUGUUUUAAAGCUUCACGUGUAAUAGUCAGCAGAGGUGUGACCACACUUCAUACUUGCCUCAUAUCACUGAAUCUUCCUCUUCCUGCCGUCUUUCACAGCUGCUCGGAUCAGAAACCCUCCAAAGUAUCAUCAGCGCUCCUGUUUCUCUGUGAUGAUGUCGGAGGACCUUCUAAACACUCUGGAAGAUCUGGGAGAUGAAGAGUUUAAUAAAUUCAAGUGGUUCCUACAGCAGACCGACGUCAUUCAAGGCCCCAUGACCAUCAAGAAGAGCCGACUGGAGACAACAAGCAGGUGGGACACCGUGGACUUGAUGGUGCAGACCUACAGACUUUCUGGAGCUGUUGAGGUGACCAGAAGGGUUUUAAAGAGGAUCGGCAGGAAUGACCUGCUGCUCAGUUUGUCUGUUAUCAGGCCCAGACCCGAAGUGAAUGUCAGUGAUUUGACCUCUCAGGCUCCUCUUCCUCAGACUGAAGAUGUGAUGGUUCCAGUACCAGAGCCUCAACCCAUCACGCAUUACCAACAGAUGCUUCGAUCAAACUUCCAGGACAAGUUUAUGUGUACACAAGAAGGGUGGGCAGAAGAUAAACAGCGUCUGGCUGAUAUCUACACAGAACUAUACAUCACAGCUGGGUAUGACAUACAUAUCAACAUACAGCAUGAGGUCCGGCAGAUUGAAAAGGCAUGGAAGCCGGAAGAAACGGAGAAAGCCGUUAAACCCACAGACAUAUUCAAACAUCCUUCUGGAGAAUACAGACCCAUUAAAACAGUGAUGACCAAUGGAAUCGCAGGAAUUGGAAAAACAUUCCUUGUUCACAAGUUUGUGUUGGACUGGGCUGAACAAAGAUACAAUCAAGAUGUGCAUCUGGUUUUCCCCUUCACCUUCCGUCAGCUGAAUCCACUGAAGGGAAAAAAAUUCAGUUUGGCAGAGCUCAUUCAUGAAUGUAUCCCAGAAACUGUAGGCAUCACAGAGGAGGCUCUUAAUUACAUCUUUAAAGAUAUUCAGUCAUCGGGAAUUACCAACUAUGACAAAAGUAAAUUCAAACUUCUGUUUGUGCUUGAUGGGCUGGAUGAGAACCGCCUUCAUCUCGACCUUCAGUCUGAAGAUAUUCGCUCUGUCGAUGUAACAAAGUCAACUAAAACAGAUGUCUUGUUGAAAAAACUCAUCAAUGGAAAAUUGCUACGCUCUGCUCGCAUCUGGAUAACCACACGGCCUGCAGCAGCCAAUCAGAUCCCUCGAGAGUUUAUCAGCAGUACAACAGAGGUCAGAGGGUUCACUGACCCACAGAAAGAUGAGUACUUCAGGAAGAGAUUCAAAGGUAAGGAGCAAGCUGACAAAAUCAUCUCCCACAUCAAGACAACAGGAAGCCUCCACAUCAUGUGCCAUAUCCCAGUCUUCUGCUGGAUCACUGCUACAGUUCUAGAAGAUGUGCUGAAAACAAGAGAAGGACAGCUGCCCAAGACCCUGACUGAGAUGUACGCAGAGUUCCUGGUGUUUCAGAUUGAUCGGACAAAAGAAAAGUAUGGCCCACAGAAAAGCAUUGAAUACAUUAAGUCAUUAGCAAAACUGGCCUUUCAGCAACUGGACAAGGGCAACCUGAUCUUCUAUGAAAAAGAUCUGAGAGAGAGCAGCACUGAUGUUAGUGAAGCCUCGGUAUGCUCAGGAGUGUUCACAGAGAUCUUCAAAGAAGAGCGAGGAAGGAAAGGGAAAGGCGAGAUGUUCAGCUUUGUCCAUCUGAGUGUUCAGGAGUUUCUGGCUGCUCUUUAUGUAAGGAUGUCACUUACUAACAGCAAAAUAAAUGUCAUGCCUUUACCACAACCAUCACUGAAAAACCUUCGACUGCUUUUAAGGAAGACAUCUUCAAAGAAGAUCCACAUGAUUUCCAUUGACAGGGCCUUGCAGAGUCCAAAUGGACACCUGGACUUAUUCCUUCGCUUCCUCCUGGGUCUAUCACUGCAGACCAAUCAGGAUAAACUGCAGGACCUGCUAAUGAAGAAAGACAGUGGCACAGAGACCAAUCAGAAAACAGUCCGAUACAUCAAAAAGAAGCUCAGUGAGAAUCUGUCUCCAGACAGAUGCAUCAAUCUGUUCCACUGUCUGAAUGAGCUAAAUGAUCGUUCUCUGGUGGAGGAGAUCCAGCAGUCCCUGAGUUCAGGAAGCCUCUCCACAGAUAAACUGUCUCCUGCUCAGUGGUCAGCUCUGGUCUUCAUCUUACUGUCAUCAGAAAAAGAUCUGGAUGUGUUUGACCUGAAGAAAUACUCUGCUUCAGAGGAGGCUCUUCUGAGGCUGUUGCCAGUUGUAAAAGCCUCCCACAGAGCUCUGCUAAGUGGCUGCAAUCUGUCAGAAAGAAGUUGUGGAGCUAUGUUAUCAGUCAUCAGCUCACGGUCGACUAAUCUAAGAGAACUGGACCUGAGUAACAAUGACCUGUGGGAUUCUGGAGUGAAGCUGCUGUCUGUGGGAUUGGAGAGUCUACACUGUACACUGGAGGCUCUGAGGCUCUCGGGCUGUCUGAUCACUCAGGAUGGUUGUACUUCUCUGGUAUUAGCUCUGAACUCCAACCCCUCCCAUUUGAGAGAGCUAGACCUGAGCUACAAUCAUCCAGGGGACUCAGGCAUGAAGCUGCUGUCUAGCUUACUGGAUGAUCCACGCUGGAGACUGAACACUCUUAGGCUGGACCACGGUGGAGAGCAGAGGCUGAAACCUGGUCUGAGGAAAUAUUCCCGUGAUCUUAAACUGGACACAAACUCGGUGCACAGAAAACUUAAACUGUCCGACAACAACAGAAGAGUGACGGCAGUAACAGAGGAGCAGCCUUAUCCUGAUCACCCAGAGAGUUUUCAAGCAUGCCUUGGGCUGGAGGUGUAUGAGGGGGCGGAGUCUGUCAUGCUGCCCUGUCAGGUACCAGAGGACGUUUACCGGGACGCCACAGCAGUGAUUUGGAACCGCAAGAACCUCAGCAGCCCGACAGUCCAUCUGCGUCUGCAGAGCGGGGACGAUCUCACGAGACAGAAUGUUAAUUACUUCAACCGAACAUCGAUGAGAGCCGACGCUCUGCAGACCGGAGACCUCAGCCUCACGCUGAGGAAGCCCGUAGUCAAUGACACCGGCACCUACACCUGCACCACCCGAAGAUUUGGACUAGAUCAGAGCAAGACCCAUUUGCAACUGAGGGUGGCAGAACGUCCUCCUCCUGGUCCCACUCCUCCUCCAGUCUGGCCCAAAGUUGUCUCGGGUGUCCUGGUUCCUGUGGUUCUCCUGGCUGUCGGCUUUGGGGUCUUCAUGUACUUUAGAUAUAAAAGGUUAAAGAACAAAGAAGUCGUUCAGGUCGCAGCAGAACCAGGUGAUGAGUCGGUUGUGCUGACCUGCAGAAGCACCGUUCAGCCCGAUGGUGCUAAAGUGGUGUGGAAGGACAGGAAUGAGAGGAAGGUGCACGUAUGUCAGAAAGACUCUGAGCAGCCUGAAAAACAGCACAGACGCUACAGAAACCGAACAGAGAUGAAGAAAGAGCCGCUGAGGACCGGAGACCUCAGCGUGACCCUGAAACACCCCACAAACACCGACAGGGACACCUACACCUGCACCGUCUACAGCAGGGAGGGGAAAGAACUGCUGGAGAAACAGGUGGAGCUGAAGAUCAAAGAGUGCCGGGUGGAGGUGGUGGAGGGGGCGGAGUCUGUCCUGCUGCCCUUCAAAACCACAGAAAACCUGCCCGGGGACAGCGAUGUGGAGUGGAAACGCCAUGAACCCGAAUACAUGAAGGUCUGUGUGUAUGAGAACGGCUCUGACCGGCCCGACAAACAGGACGACCAUUACAGAGGUCGCACUGAGAUGAACACUGACCUGCUGACCACCGGAGACCUCGGUCUGACCCUGAGACAGCCCACAGUGAAGGAUGCUGGGAGAUACGCCUGUGAGGUCAACAGCAAGGAGGCCUGGAGAUACAAGAGGGUGUGGCUCACAGUCAAAGGGACAGAUCAGGUCCAGGAUCCAGCCGAGGACAACAAGGCUUUUGAAAUGACUCCUCUGAUGGACCAGCUUGAUCUGACUGGUCUCUGAUCAGGGAUCUGACUGGUCUGUGAGUCAGAGGGAAACACCAGUAAUGGGCUGAAGGGGAUGAAGAGGGGACGAUGCUGAGUUCCUCCACGUUCUGUGAGGAUGUUUUCUGUUCACACAGCUGAACCCUGCAGUGGCUGUAGCUCGGCGCACUCAUUUGUUGCCACAUUAGCACAAACAACACUCAUCUUUUACUUACACAUUUAUAUUUCACUUACCCAUAAUGCCUUGCUGUUCAGGUCUCAGCUGUGGCCUGCUGUUUAGUUGAUGUUUGGACCUCAUGUCUGCACGGUCUCAGAGCUCCUACACGUGUGAGGCUUUAGUGUUGGCUGUGUCUGUGAAACUGCACAAAAUAUAAGACAACUGACACUUUAACAUACAUGUAGCGAACGAAGUGUACGAGGAAAAAGAACAAUGUUUCUGUAAAGUGCUGCUGAAGAGAAAAGAAAUAAAGU